Molecule: messenger RNA, 5128 nt
Organism: Physella acuta
Lineage: Eukaryota; Metazoa; Mollusca; Gastropoda; Physidae
Cellular component (GO): membrane
Source: RefSeq, a predicted model, not a curated record
UCUUAGAGCCAUGUUAGCACAGUCAGCCUUGUUAGCACUAAGAGUCAUGUUACUCUUAGAGCCAUGUUAGCACUGUAACACGGAUGUGUAUCAAUCCUCCACUCCGGGUAAAACUAUCGUGACAAGUGAUUGGGCCUUUCUUCCGGAAUCUGUCCAAUCAGCGCCCGUCUUCCUGGCCUGAACAUACAACAAGGUAGACAUUUGUCCUGUGGUCUUUCCAAAACGUGUUCUGUAUGUGUGCAUCUCUGCACUGAGUUGUGCAACAGCGAAUGACGUCGUGCAGCUGACGUGGAUUUCUAACCCCGGAUGAUUAGAAAAAUGGAUAUACAAACAGAAGAAUCCAAUUAUUUAGAAAGUAAAGAAUCUAGUUUCAAGUCGGAUGAAUCCGGUACAAAAAAUGAUGAAUCUAAUUUCAAAUUGGAUGAAACCAAAACCAGAACUGCUGAAUCAUGUAUAAUAAUAGAUAAAUCUAUGUUAAAAAAUGAAGAAUCGAUUGCAGACAAUUAUGAAUCGAGUGUUAAAUCUAAAAUAUCGAUAGAAAAAACUGAAGUCUCAAGCGCAUGCGCAAGCGACUCCCUUGCUAUGGCUUCUGUCAGUGAAUUAACCCUUCAAACAGAAGCCACCAAUGAACCAACUUACCCCGUACCAGACGAAACCACACAUGCAGUCACCAAUGAACCAACACACCCAGUAGCAGACGAAACCACACAUGCAGUCACCAAUGAACCAACACACCCAGUAGCAGACGAAACCACACAUGCAGUCACCAAUGAACCAACCCACCCAGUAGCAAAUGACAUCACACAUGCAGCCACCAAUGAACCAACCAAUCAAAUAGCAGGCGACAUCACACCUGCAGACACCAAUGAACCAACCAAUCAAAUAGCAGGCGACAUCACACCUGCAGACACCAAUGAACCAACCCACCCAGUAGCACACGACAUCACACCUGCAGACACCAAUGAACCAACCCACCCAGUAGCACACGACAUCACACCUGCAGACACCAAUGAACCAACCCACCCAGUAGCACACGACAUCACACCUGCAGACGCCAAUGAACCAACCCACCCAGUAGCACACGACAUUACAUCUGCAUCCACCAAUGAACCAACCCACCCAGUAGCACACGACAUUACAUCUGCAUCCACCAAUGAACCAACCCACCCAGUAGUAGACAAUACUCAUCCUUCAUCCACAAUGGACAGGUCUAACGAACGUUCCGUGAAAUCACGAGACUUUGAGUUCUGGUACGCUCCAGCGAGAUCCAGCGAUCUCCAACAUGGCGGCCCUCAUCAACAUGGCGGUCAGCACCAACAUGGCGGCCAGCACCAACAUGGCGGCCAGCACCAACAUGGCGGCCACCACCAGAGUGAGGUUAGAGACCAAAACGCUACUUUGGAAGGGAAUCCAACAUCAAAUAAUGAUGACGCCUCUGAUGCUUUUGGUGGUAACGAUGAAGCUCUUAGUGGUGCAGUUUGUGAUGAAAGCAAAGGUGUAGAAAAUGACGACCACCAGAUGAUGAAUACAGCUACCAACGAUGGUUCUAUUGAAGUUAAUCCUAAAUUACAAGACUACGACAUCAAUGAUACCUUUAGUGGUAAACUGGGUGAAAAUGGUAACACAAACAGUAGUGAUGCUCGUGACACACAUAAUAAUGAUACUAGUGACACGCACAGUAGUAAUACUGGUAGUACACAUGGUGAAGUUCUGAAUAUCUCAGUAGCCGGAAGCGAGUUAGAAGAUGUCUGCACUCUCAAGUUUUCUACGGACGUCACUGAAGCUAAAUCUAGCGCUUGUAACGACAAACCCAAUGAAGGUUUGGCUCCCACAGUCACCAAACCAAAGCACAUCAACACUGAACAGACCAAAGACCCAAGCCAAUUAGCUGAUUAUGUGAACAUCCAACAAUUAAGUGGGAAGUUAACCAACACUGCUAUAGUAUGUAACGCUUCGAAUAACAUUGAUGACUUAACCAAUCUCGGAGCUAACAGCCGUGUUUAUGAUAACACGAAUGGCAAAUUACAACACUUUGCAACAAAUGUUAACGUUUCUCAUGACACAAUUACUGAUUUACCACGAGAUGCUAACACCAGCUGUGACUCUGGUAUUUUCACUGGUAACUUCUCCGAUGUUACCAAUACAAGUGGAGACUGUGAAGAUAUCACAUAUGGUCUAUCUAGUGACGACACGAACGCUGAAGACUACAAUGGUGCCUUAUCUCAGACUUCCAGUCAAGUAUCUUACCCUGGUUCACAAGGCACCACUGCAGAAUCUAACACAGAGUUCAAAGGUCAACCACUUGAGGAAGUGCUGUUUGAAAUUCAGCAACAAAGAGAAAUCAACAGGAAACGAAAUGAAGAACUCAAACGCUCACUGGAAGGGAAGAUUGCCUCCAUACCACAAGAGCCUUUAAUCUUUCUGGACACUGAUAGAAACAUUCAUUACGACGGGCAUGGUAAAGUCAUUGAUGUAAAAGUAAUUGAAAACAAAACUAGCGAAACAAAUACGUCGGUAGACAGUGGGAGGCGCAAUAAGGAAAAGCGCAAUGCAAGAAGGAAAGGGGAGGCCCACACAGAGAACAACGUCCGUCAGUGUUCAUAUGAGCCAGUGUUUCAGCCAAUGGUUAUGAGACAGACGUAUGUAGCCGCUGCUCCAUCAUCCACACAGCGAACAGCAGUUUCAGCUCAACAAUCCACGCAGCAAACAGCAGUGUCAGCUCCACUUUUUACUCAGCGAACAGCAGUGUCAGCUCCACUUUCCACUCAGCGAACAGCCGUGUCUGAUCCACCAUCCAUUCAGCGAACAGCAAUGUCUGCCCAACCAUCCACUCAGCGAACAGCAACGUCAGCUCCACAAUUCACUCAGCGAACAGCAGUUUCAGCUCAACAAUUCAUACAACCUGCAAUAAAUUCACCCCCUCAAGAUGGACUGGAAAAUGUUGAGUCAGUUUUCCCAAAUAGACAAGCAAUCAAACAGGCGGUUUUACAUGAAAGAAACGCGCAGGUAGAAAUAGUUUCUCGUGAUGGAAAGCCUUGCGCAGGAAUAAAACAAAAAGAAGUAGUUCCUCACAAUAAAAAUCAAGACGUAUCAAAAGAGUUAAAAGGCAGGAAAAGAAAAUAUGAAGACAUGAGAUUAAGAAAUCUAGUGAAUGUAAAGACAUUAGAAGUCAGACAGCUGCCUAUACACCGGAAAGAGCAAGACGAAUCAAAUUUGCCUGUUCACCUAACUGACAGAAAGAUCGUGCAUCAACCUGUUCAGGAAAGUGAAAGAAAUGUCACACAUCAACCUGUUCAACAAACGACAAGAGAGAUCUCGCAUCAACCUGUUCACCAAACGACAAGAGAGAUAUCACAACCACUGCAGGCCACAGCACCACCCUGGCCGGGUGAGGCUCAUGACGUCAUCCAACCAGCCCCAAACCCAGUUCCAGCACGAUCGAGCAGCAUGACCAGGCUGUAUCCGGUCCUCCCUACACUUGUGGAAGGUCAAGAAUGGGCUCAAAGAAACACCAUACCAUCAUACACUACACCACAACAUGAAAUGUCAAACGUGGCUUUAUCAACAAACCCACUCUCGAUUAUUCACCAAACCACCAACCCUCAACAUUUAAACCCUCAUAUUUUAAUUACAAAUGAAGAAAACACGGCUAUGUACCGCUACAAUAAUUUCACUACUGAAGCCGAUCCAAGAGCUGAUUUCGUAACACCACUGGCAGACAACACCGGCGACAACUACCAAGUGUGGUACACCAGCCAACAACAACGACCAAUUUCAGGACAACCUGAAGAUGGUACUCCACAUGUGUUCAACGGAAAGCCACCAUUAACCCAAGGAAAUAUUUCGAAGGAAAGAAGUUUAAAGGGUCAAGUCCCUAACUACCUACCAUUUAGCAUCAUUGCUACAUUAGUGUGUUGUUUCCCAGUAGGAGCAAUAGCCCUUUGCUUUGCAGUGCAGGCUAAGAAGGAAGAGAAACUGGGCCACUUGGCGAGAGCGAGAUAUUCUGCAUCAAGGGCCAGGCUAUCCUGUGUGAUAGCCGUUCUGUUUGGUCUGGUAUUGUACGCUGUCUUGCUUUAUUUCGUGAUUACUAACGUCACGAAGACGAUGAGAUCGUUGUAAAGAAUGUUUGGUAUGAUUGUACCAGCUUGUUAUGAUUGUACUAGCUUGUUAUGUGUUGUACCAACUUGUUAUGAUUGUAACCAGUUUGUUAUAAUUUUAACAAAUUUAUUAUGUUUUGAACUAGGUUGUUAUGAUUUAAACAACUUUGUUAUGAUUUGAACCAGCUUGUUAUGAUUUGAACCAGUUUGUUAUGAUUUCAACAAGUUUGUUAUUAUUUGAACAAAUUUGUUAUGAUUUGAACAAAUUUGUUAUUAUUUGAACCAGUUUGUUAUGAUUUGAACCAGUUUGUUAUGAUUUGAACAAGUUUGUUAUGAUUUGAACCAGUUUGUUAUGUUUUGAACCAGUUUGUCGCAAAAAUUUAUAUAAAGAAAACAACAAAAAACUUUAUUUGUAUAUUGUAAGAAAAAAUUAAAAAAAUAAAACACUAUAUUUUUACAUAAAAGUAAACUCGCAUAUUCUAUAUAUUUUAUUCGCAUUAAAAAGGAUGUUCCUUAAAAAAGAAAAUAUAACAAUUUUUAUUUUAGAAAACAAUAAAAAAAAGUCUGGAUCUGUCAAAAUAAUAAACGGCAAGACUUUUUUUUUUAACAAAGCAAUCAACACCUUUUUUUGGAAGGAGCGAUUAAUAACGUUGCUUGAAUAAAAAAACUGAAUUUUUUAUUUAGAAAAAUAAAAAAAAAGAAACGAAAAAAAAGACUUUAAAUCAACGAAACAAUAAACAAAUUUACCUAACACUUAAACAAAAGAAAAAAUACGACUAAAAUGAUUUAACAAAACAAAAAGCAUGUGAAGAAACAAAAAAAAUAUUUUACUUAAACAAAAUAAAAGCAUAUUCCGUGACACUCUUCAGUUAUACAAAUCCUAUUAAUCAACUUAUUUUUUUCUGAAUGUGAUGGUACUAUUAUUUAUUGCUAUGCCUUUUUAAAGUAAUUUUUUUGAAACUCUAAAUAUUACUUUUAAAUAACCAUAUGUUUGGCAUAUAUCUAUGGAAUUAUUAAAGCAAUAAACGUUA